Messenger RNA from Apodemus sylvaticus (European woodmouse), 2184 nucleotides. Its product is annotated as A disintegrin and metallopeptidase domain 3. Gene Ontology annotation, molecular function: metalloendopeptidase activity. Gene Ontology annotation, biological process: proteolysis; cell adhesion; binding of sperm to zona pellucida. The record is from RefSeq and is a predicted model, not a curated record. Bases 1 to 2184 code for a protein of 727 amino acids. The transcript is spliced from 19 exons. Lineage: Eukaryota; Metazoa; Chordata; Mammalia; Rodentia; Muridae. Gene Ontology annotation, cellular component: plasma membrane.
AUGCUGCUGCUGGUCCUAGUCCUCUCAUACCUAGGCCAACUGAUCGCCUCGGGCAAAGACAUAGAAACACCACUUCUGCGGAUCACAGUGCCAGAGAAGAUCGAGACCAACAUCAAAGAUGCCAAGGAAGCAGAAACACAAGUCACUUACGUGGUCAGAAUUGAGGGCAGAGCAUACACACUCCAACUUGAAAAACAGUCAUUUUUACAUCCACUCUUUGCAACAUAUUUGCGUAACAAGUUGGGAACAUUGCAACCAUAUAUUUCUUUAGUAAAGACUCACUGCUUUUAUCAAGGACAUGCUGCCGAGAUCCCAGCGUCAACGGCGACACUCAGCACUUGCUCGGGUCUCAGGGGCUUGUUGCAGUUAGAGAACAUCACUUAUGGAAUUGAGCCCCUAGAGUCUUCAGCUACCUUUGAACACAUUCUUUAUGAGAUUAAGAAUAACGAAAUUAAUUAUUCUCCCUUAAAAGAAAACUACACAAAUCUUCAGGAGGAAAGUCAGUCUUACCGAAUUCUCGUAAAACCAGAGAAAGGUUCGAACUCGACACUAACCGAGAGAAUUCUGAGGGUAAAGAUCAUCAUGGAUAAAGCCAUGUUUGACCACAUGGGCUCGGAGGUGGGAGUCGCGACUCAGAAAGUUGUUCAUAUCUUUGGUCUCAUCAACACUAUGUUUUCCCAGCUGAAGAUGACUGUGAUGUUAAACUCUCUGGAGAUCUGGUCAGAAGAAAAUAAGAUAGAAACAAACGGGGCUGCUGAUGAAGUCCUGCAAAGGUUUCUUCUGUGGAAACGCAAGGAGAUAUCUCAAAAGACCAAGGAUGUAACCUACUUACUCCUGUAUAAGGACCAUCCUGAUUAUGUGGGAGCGACAUAUCAUGGGAUGGCCUGCGACCCAAAGUUUACGGCAGGAAUUGCUCUGCACCCAAAGACAUUAGCUGUGGAGGGCUUUGCCAUUGUUCUCUCACAAUUGCUGGGAAUUAACCUGGGGCUGGCAUACGAUGACAUCUACAAUUGUUUCUGUCCAGGAAGCACGUGCAUAAUGAAUCCUUCGGCAAUACGCUCCCAAGGCAUAAAGGUUUUUAGCAGUUGCAGCGUGGAUGAAUUCAAGCAGCUGGCUUCACAACCUGAACUGGACUGCCUUCGGAAUGCACCAGAGACAGAAGUUGUUGCCCUGCCCCAAUCACAAGUUUGUGGUAACCGUAUCUUGGAGGUGCCUGAGCAAUGUGACUGUGGGCCACCAGAGUCCUGUAGUCAUAAAGGAUGCUGUAAUCCUAAUGACUGUACUCUGACUAAAUCUGCGGAGUGUGGUACAGGGCCAUGCUGUGACAAAAGAACAUGCAAGAUAGCUGAAAGAGGACGCCUAUGCAGGAGAAGUAAGGACCUGUGUGAUUUCCCAGAGUUCUGCAAUGGAGUAUCUGAAUACUGUGUACCUGAUAUAAAAGCUGCAGACCUGGAACCUUGCAACAACGAGACUGCCUAUUGCUUUGGUGGGGUUUGCCGAGACCCAGAUAGGCAGUGUUCAGAUUUAUUUGGAAAAUAUGCUAAGGGUCCUAAUUAUGUGUGUGCACAAGAAGUGAAUCUGCAAAAUGACAAAUUUGGAAACUGUCACGGGCGCUGUAAUUAUAAUGCUGUAUUUUGUGGAAAAGCAGUUUGCUACUGGAACUUUGCAGAAAUCGUGAAAACAGAGAAAUAUGACAUUCAGUAUACUUACUUGGGAGGCCAGGUGUGUGUGUCCGCACAUUUAAGAGUGAGGGACCCUGGGGAGGCAGACAACACUUAUGUCCAUGAUGGUACGAUUUGUGGUAGUGGCCUGGUUUGUUACAAAGGGCAAUGCUUACGUGUGCACGUCCUGCGGGGACAUAGGGAGUGUGAAGCAGACGACAAGUGCCAAGGACACGGGAUUUGCAACAGUCUAAAAAACUGUCAGUGUGAAUCUGGUUUUGCUCCUCCAGAGUGUGACAUGACACCUUCAUCUCCAGGAGGAAGCAUGGAUGAUGGAUUUUGGCUGCCCUUUGAUAAAAGUGCAUCUUUGAUUGUCAAGAAACAUGGUUCUCCAUACAAAAAAAGGCUUUUGAUUAGUUUCUAUGUCUUCCUGCCUUUCCUCAUUGCAACAGCCUUCAUGGUUGUUAAGCGGAAUAUCUCAAAGGCAUUCAAGCACAAAGAGGACACAUUAAGCGGAGGGUAA